AUGCAGCUGGUCCUCUAUUACCUAGAGGCCAUUGUGAUUCUGGAGCAGGGCCAGCGACCUGGAGUUGUCGAGCACAUGACUGUCACAGAAUGGAUCAGCCGAAGGAGAGAUGACAUUCGUCCUGCUUUUGUUGCGGUAGCAGUAAAAGAGCACAAGACUGCUGCCACUCAGGUGGCCACCUUUGUUCUGAGCCAGGAACAGGAGAUGUGGUUCGACAUCUACUUCACUGAGGUGCGCCCAGUCAUGCUGGGAAGGAAGAGGAAGCGCGUUGAUGAUGAUGAUGAGUCAGAUGAGAGGUUUUUCAUCUCCUCCACUGGCAGACACAUCCACAACGCCUCCAAUGACCUGGAGCGGCUGCACAAGAAGUAUCAGGUGCCGAAGGUGACCAGCCAGAUGGUCAGACGGGCGUACGAGACAGCCACGAAGGACAUGCCCGAUGCUGACAAGGCCAAGGUGGCGGGCUACCUCACCCACUCUACGGCCACGGCAGAGAAGCACUACCGGAUGAGAGAGAUAAGCUCAGCGAUAGAUGCGUGCCUGAUCCUGAGGAGACUGCGGGGUGAUUCAGAUAGUGACCAGAGCGACCACACCCCUGCGGGUUCCGCGGCAUACUUGACCGACCAAGCUGCAUAUGACAAGUUGCUCCGGUCAUAUCCAGUGACGUUGGACGGGGUGCCACCCAAGAGGUCUAAGCGGGUAUCCCUGGCUGGGCAGAACGAACGCUACUGCUAUGACCGCUGGCGUAGCGAACAGCUCGAGCUUCGGGUGCAGCAUGUUCUUGAGCACUUUGCCCGUAGACUGCCCUCUGAGUCCAGAGUCAAGGCCUGGAUUGAGAAGCAAGGGUGGUCUUCCAACAUUCCAGAUGCUGCAUCCAUCGUCCAGCAGUGGAAGCCAUCUGGGGGCAUUGACGAUGCCAUGGACAGUGCUGAGCUGCAGAAGUUUUGCAGGACGCAGAGGUGGAAGGGACUUGCAGUGGCAGAUGUAGAGGGGAAGGGUAGGGGAGUGGUAGUUACAAGGCCUUUUGCCUUGGGGGAAGUUGUUUGUAACUACCACGGUAAAGUGGUGUCUAGACAGGAGGGCUUAGCGACCCAUGCAGCAACAGCAGAGCAAGAGAGUGGGUACAUGUUCUUUUUUAAUUCUGGACAGGUAGCCCGGUGUAUUGAUGCUCACGAGGAAGAGUGUCCGUGCCAUCCAGGAAUGUGCAGAUAUCUUCAGGAAUAAAGAUUUAACACGGGUUUGAAAAAUACCAACUUCAGCUGGAAAAUUUUUUAAUUGGAACCUGCCCAAAAUGGGCUGAUUUGGCUUUAAAAUUCUCAGCCUGUGAGCAUUCCCCAGGGAUGUAUCUUACAUAUUUGGAAAGAACUAAGCUUAAUCUUUACAACAACACUAUAUUUGUGCAGAUAUCUUCAGGAAUAAAGAUUUAACACGGGUUGGAAAAAUACCAACUUCAGCUGGAACAAUUUUUUUUUUUUGAACCUAGCCAAAAUGGGCUGAUUUGGCUUUAAAAUUCUCAGCCUGUGAGCAUUCCCCAGGGAUGUAUCUUACAUAUUUGGAAAGAACUAAUCUUAGUCUUUACAACAACACUAGAUGUGUGCAGAUAUCUUCAGGAGUAAAUAUUUUACACGGGUUUGAA
Astyanax mexicanus (Mexican tetra) is the source of this 1633-nucleotide messenger RNA. RefSeq lists its product as uncharacterized. NCBI's taxonomy places the organism in Eukaryota, Metazoa, Chordata, Actinopteri, Characiformes, Acestrorhamphidae. The transcript is spliced from 6 exons. Bases 1 to 1221 code for a protein of 406 amino acids. The record is from RefSeq and is a predicted model, not a curated record.